Molecule: messenger RNA, 2370 nt
Organism: Sitophilus oryzae (rice weevil)
Lineage: Eukaryota; Metazoa; Arthropoda; Insecta; Coleoptera; Curculionidae
Exons: 1
Coding region: 142-2307 (721 amino acids)
Source: RefSeq, a predicted model, not a curated record
UAUAUCGGGAGAAGGUUUAGUUACACAGUAAUUUGCGACGAAAACAAUUCUCACGUUUUAUGGAGGUCGGUCAUCAGUGAAGUAUCGCGAUUAAGUCGAUGUAUACCGCCAGUCUAAAAACAUAUUUCAUCGCGCCUAGACAUGAAUAAAUCGUGUAAUUUCUCGAUAGACGAGCUGUCGAAAGUCUUGAAGCAUACCGGUUCGGAAAUUAUAACGUUCGAAACGGAAAAAUGCGACUUUAACGAGAAUUUUACCGUUAUCAAAGUGCGAGAGUCGGGUACAUUGAAAACUUUCUAUCUGUUAAAAUGUGAAACAAGUCAACUGCCUCCAUUCGGUAACCAAAUCAACGAUCUAAGUAAACUUGUGCGUGCCCAAUUCGUUAUAAGAGACACAUCUAAUCAACAUUACCUGGCUUUCCCAGAACAACACUUCACAGAUGUGAAAUUUCCAAAAAGAAAUGACCUGAAACAUUUGGAAGUAAUUUUGGAAAGUUUAGCACAGUACCAGGUCAAUUACCUGAUUAAUAAAGAAAACAACUCAAGAUUUAGUAGGUACGAUAUUAAAACUAUUGGUGACAAAGGAUCAAACUUAGAAAUUGACAAAUCCGUCUUUGAUAAAGAAUUGAACAAAUUAGAAAAGAAUUUCAAUAAGCUUCUUGGUGAUGAGUUAGUUGUUAGAAGUAUCGGAAUAAAUACAGGAGGCAAUAUAAGUGUACUUAUUAACGAAACAGGAAAUUCCGCUCUAUUUUUAGAAAUAGAAGAAGGACGGCUUAUUCCUCCAGCAUAUGACGCUUUGUGGUUCAUUUUUCUUUUAAGCGAUGAAAAUUUCAGAAAAGUUCACUUCAAAGAACUGGUAACGAACUAUUUUCAAAAACUGCAAGAUUCUCUUAAGAAAUCAAAGAAUGAUUUGGGAUCUAAACUAACGACGGAAUAUAACGAAUACAGUAUUAGAGUGUUGUUGCCCAUUAUAAAACUUAAUAUACUUAAUAAGGUUCUUGAACAAAAUCAUAAAGAACUAUUAUCAAACAUCGGAAAUUUCUUUAAGUAUCCCUUAAUAAAUCAAGAAGAUAUAUACGAAACAGUUGAGAACAAACUUAAGUCGUCUGACUAUGAACUACUUGGAUACAAAAUGACUCCCUUAAGUGAAACUAACGGACACCUUGGUCAGUACUACCACUUAUAUAUUAACGUAAACUUUCACGGUAAGCUUCAAUUGCUUACGUUAUUUGCAAAAUUUAUUAUUGUGCCUACAGAAACAAUGGAAAUGUUUGUAAAAGCGGGACCUGCCAAAAAGGAGCAUUUCUUUUACAGCGAACUAAUUGGUUUAUUUGAGAAAAAUGGAAUGGGGCAACUUUUAGAUUUUGGGCCGGCGUGUUAUUUGAGCAGAGUUGGUUGGUUAGUUAUUCUGGAUGACUUAAGCGUAGAGGGAUUUGUUGGACUGAAACCGAACAAUGUUUUAGAUUACAAAGGACUAAGUGUUGUUGUCGGGAAAUUAGCGAAAUUUCAUGCUUGCAGUCUUAUUUAUGAAGAAAUCAUAUCAAAACGCAACGGAAAAACUUAUACGUUUUACGAUGAUUUUGAGUAUAUUCUAAACGAUUCCACUUACGUCGAUAAUGAUCAAAAUCCUUUUAAGCCUAUAUUCGAUCUUUCUAGAAGUGCUCUAAAAUACAUCAUCAGGCAAUUUCCAGAUUUGACAAAAGACCUGAAACUGUCAGAAGAAGAAAUCUAUAAGCGCUUUGACGAGAUGUAUAUGAAGAACUUUGAAAAAAUGGUUCGAAGCGAGAAACACAAAAACGGGUUGAUUCACGGAGAUAUGUAUUUAGGAAACGUAUUAUUGUCAUUCAAUAAAGAUAAAACAGUAACCGACGCCAUUCUGGUAGAUUUCCAGCUAUUAAAAUACUGUCCGCCUACGUAUGAUGUUUUAUUCUUUCUCCAUGUCGCCUCUACCAAAGAAACAAGAAAUAAGUGCCUGACCAAACUCUUGGAUGAAUAUUACGACCACUUAUCGAACCAUAUAAAAAAAUUUAAUAUGGAUCCAGAAAUAGUUUACCCGAAAGAAGGAUAUCGUCAAAGUUUGAAGUUUAUGAAAUCGGUAGCUUUGAUUAUCGCCACUGAAUACAGUCACGUGACACAGAUAGAUCCGGAUUUUCGAGAAGAAAUUUUCCACGAUCAGGAAAAAUUCGAUUAUUACAUGCACAAAAAUCGAAUCGAACUGAUUAACAUGAAUUGGUCAAACGAAUCGUAUAAAUCUAUUUUAAAGGGACUAAGUGAAGAUAUUCUUGAUCUAAUUGUAAGUCAAGACUAUUAAAAUGACGUUGUGUUAAAUUUUAAUACCAUAUUUUUUUCAAUAAAACUGUGUUGAUUUGAUUAA